AUGGUGGAGCCGGAACUGCAACAUGCUCACCGAUUGUCGGCUGACAAACAAAUCGUCUCGAAGGCUGAGAUUCCUUUGAAAGAACGUUUCUUCCCUUACUUUCAACGUGAAAUCACUGCCUUGCAGGAGAAGAUGGAUGGUUUCGCUCAUGAAUCGCUAGUCGAUGGUGAGCGUGCUGAAGUCACAGAUCACUGUUUAGCCGGAAUCGUGUGGCUAUCCAAUGAGGUCAAUGAUGCAGCGAGCUACAUUCCUACAUAUGGUCAGAGGGUCUAUGCAGAGGUGCGCAGAGUUAACAAUAUCACUGCAUGGGGAAGUUGCUCUUACCUCGUCAAGGCAAUCAAAGCCCUGCAGGACAAACUGAAUGAGACGCGUACUUAUCCCAGGCGACCGCUCCCCAGGUACAUCGUCUAUCGGGUUUCUGCCAACCAAAGUUCGAGUGACCCAUCCACCCCCUUCAAUGAACCAGACAAACAGCGGCAGGAGUGGCCAGAAGUUGAGCCAACUUCAUUCCUGGGAAUCUCGCCCACAGAGGUGCAGGCUAAAUCUCAACUAGAGUCGGAGCCUGUCCCGGCAUUCGCAGCUAGUGGAGUAUCCUCUGUCUCUGUUGAAAAUCAUCACAACCUCCACAUAAUGCUCCCAGCUUUGGACGGGAAUCCUUAUGCUAGUCUGACUGUCAAAGGCGUCCCAGAGAGCUUGCUGAUUUGCGGCCAAGUAAACGGACCAGCAUAUAUCACCGAGGUAGAGCACAGUAUAAUUGUGGUUUCAUGUCGCCAAUUCCACAUGCACAACUGUACCGACGAUGACGUCUACAUCAGUUGCUCGAGCAAUCCCAUCAUCGAAGAAUGUUCCAAUGUCCGACUUGGCCGUAUACCAAAGGCAUACGCCCUGAACCAUGACCACCUUGAUAACCAAGACCACUGGAAUGAGGUUGAAGAUUUCAAAUGGAUUAGGCCUGAGCCCAGCCGGAACUGGAGUCUUCUGGGCCCUGGCGAUGUGGUUCCGGAGGAAGUCUGGGUCGAGAUCGUUCCCGGUGGACCGGGGUGGUCCCUGGAGGAUAUCCUUCAUGCCAUCAGAUUGGUGAAGACAUGA
Molecule: messenger RNA, 1089 nt
Organism: Penicillium cosmopolitanum
Lineage: Eukaryota; Fungi; Ascomycota; Eurotiomycetes; Eurotiales; Aspergillaceae
Product: TBCC domain-containing protein
Exons: 5
Coding region: 1-1089 (362 amino acids)
Biological process (GO): post-chaperonin tubulin folding pathway; tubulin complex assembly
Cellular component (GO): cytoplasm
Source: RefSeq, a predicted model, not a curated record